CAGCUGCUCAUAGACAUCAAUGUUAUUUCUGCAGCUUGAAAGACAGCGACUUUUGAUAAAACUGGCCUUGUAGCACAUUGUCUAGCUUACAGCGAUUUGAAAGAGGCAUUGUUUAUGUUUUUACAACGUAUAUGUCAUGAGUUAUUGAUGCCGGAAGUCCGAAUCUGUGAAUAUCUUGCCAACUUUACCUAACUGCCUAAGUUGUCUACUAUGGGUCGGAGUCUUUUUUGUGGAUUUUUGUUGUACCGUAUAUUCGGGGGAUGAUGCUUGCUGUGGGUGUGAGAUGAUCGUAUGCUUCCUGUGUUAUUUUCUUGCUCUCCAGAAGUGGUUUUAGCAGGUCUUUCAGUAUUUUCUUCUUUUUUUCUGUGGGAUUAUUCUUUAAUAUUAUAUCUGACCACUGCAAAAGGAACAAUCAUAUUAUGGACUGGGACGGGGCAAGAAUCAUCGGAACGGAAGAAAACAAAGUGAAACGCUGGAUUAAGGAGGCGAUGGAGAUCAGGAGGCGGGCGGAGAGAGCCAUGAACAGGGACGAGGGAGGCUUCAUGCUUUCCCACACCUGGGACACCAUACUCCAGAGGAAAUAGGACGGCGGGGGAUGCAGCAUGCCUGGUGGGAUGGUCGGGUCCGUUGGGCUCACCAUGACAUGCCAUUACGGUGUGGGUGUGGUUGGUCCGGCGCAUCUGGCGACUCUACUGGGCCGCAAAUACCAGCUGUCAAAAUCUGCAGGCUGACACAUCAGCUGUCAGUGAGACGCUUCUGAGGAAGGAGAGAGUGUUCGCUGAAACUGUCAAGCAGAUAAAUAACAUCUAUCCAUUCACCUAAUGUCUGAACAAAAGAAUCAGAAACUCAAAUAUUUUGACUACAUUUAUGUAAACUAUUGUUCUAUAUCAUGCUUAUUUCUGUACAAAUGCAUUUUGCUAACAGUUAUCUCCGUGCUCCUACAGGGUCACAUCUUGCGUUUUUGUGUUUCCUGCUAAAGAAUCCACUAAAACAUUCUAUCUGGGUGAUGUGAUCCCAGUGGCAGGAAGACCUCCUCAUGUUGGACUACGGUUCUUCCUACCAUUAUGAAGGAACUGAUCUCCUGGCAUGCUACAGUUGGCCCAGAAAAGAACAAAUCACCUGUUCUGAAUUCCGCUUUCAUUCUCCUGGACGUUGAAGAAAAUGGCGCCUAUGACCAGAGCGAGGAAGAGCGUCACCGCCAACUGAACGGAGUGAAAACACGGAGCGAUCUGCCAGCUGAGGGAUUGAUGUCAUCACAACGCUGCAAAGUAUAAGAGCUGACAAACCCAGCUGAUGAAAAUCAGUGUGCAAAGGUUGAAGGAAAAAAACUUGGGUGUGGCCUCCUAUGUGAUGCUUUAAUUUGCUAUGGAGGAAGUAAAAAAACUGCAGACGUCUGCAGUUGCUGAGAGGUGAAAUGGCAGAGAGAGGAAAUCAGUCGAAUUCACAAAAAUUCUCUCGUCCGAUCUGUCUGGAUCUACUGAAGGAUCCGGUGACUACUUCCUGUGGACACAGCUACUGCAUGAACUGCAUUAAAACACACUGGGAUGGACAGGAUGGAAGGGGAACCUACAGCUGCCCUCAGUGCGGGAAGACUUUCACACCAAGGCCUGUCCUGGAGAAAAACAUCAUGCUAGCAGAGAUGGUGGAGGAGCUGAAGCAGACUGAACUCCAAGCUGCUGCUGCUGCUGAUCACUGCUAUGCUGGACCUGAAGAUGUGGCCUGUGAUGUCUGCACUGGGAGGAAGAGGAAGUCCAUCAAGUCCUGUUUAGGUUGUGUGGCGUCUUAUUGUGAGCAGCACCUCCAACCUCACUAUGACUCACCUCCAUUGAAGAAGCACAAGCUGGUGGAGCCCUCCAAGAACCUCCAGGAGAACAUCUGCUCUCGUCAUGAUGAGGUGAUGAAGAUUUUCUGUCGCACUGAUCAGCAGUCUCUCUGUUAUCUCUGCACAAUGGAUGAACAUAAAGGCCAUGAAACAGUCUCAGCUGCAGCAGAAAGGACGGAGAAGCAGAAGGAGCUCGAAGUGAGUCGACUAAACAUCCAGCAGAGAAUCCAGGACCGAGAGAAAGAUGUGAAGCUGCUUCAACAGGAGGUGAAGAACAUCAAUGGCUCUGCUGAUAAAACAGUGGAGGACAGUGAGAAGAUGUUCACCGAGAUGAUCCGUCUCAUCCAGAAAAGAAGCCGAGAUGUGAAGCAGCAGAUCAGAUCCCAGCAGGAGGCUGAAGUGAGUCGAGUCAAAGAGCUUCAGGAGAAGCUGGAGCAGGAGAUCAGUGAUCUGAAGAGGAAAGAUGCUGAGUUGAAGCAGCUCUCAGAUACACAAGAUCACAACCAGUUUCUCCACAACUACCCCUCAGUGUCAGCACUCAGUGAGUCCACACACUCAUCCAGCAUCAACAUCCAUCCUCGGAGAUACUAUGAGAAAGUGACAGCAGCUGUGACAGAGAGCAGAGACAAACUACAGGACAUUCUGAGGGACACACGGACAAACAUCUCACCGACGACCACUGACGGGGACGUUUUCCUGUCAAAUUCUCAGCCAGAACCAAAGACCAGAGCUGGAUUCUUAAAAUAUUCACAAAAAAUCACACUGGAUCCAAACACACCACACAGAUGGCUGUUAUUAUCUGAAGGAAACUCAAAAGUAACAGCAAUGAAAAAACCUCAGUCUUAUCGUGAUCAUCCGGACAGAUUCACUGGAUGUUGGCAGGUUCUCAGUAAAGAGAGUCUGACUGGACGUUGUUACUGGGAGGUGGAGUGGAGAGGAAGAGCAGCUGAUGUAGCGGUCGCAUACAAGAAUACCAGCAGAGAAGGACGGUCAGGUGAAUGUCGAUUUGGAUUAAAUGACAAAUCUUGGGCUCUGCGCUGUCACAAAAACGGUCAUACGUUUUGGUACAACAAAAUCAGAACUCUUGUCUCAGGUCCUCCUUCCUCCAGAAUAGGAGUUUAUCUGGAUCACAGUGCAGGUAUUCUGUCUUUCUACAGCGUCUCUGGGACCAUGACUCUCCUCCACAGAGUCCAGACCACAUUCACUCAGCCAACACAUGCUGGACUUUACCUUUGGGAUAUGGACGACACUGUUAAAUUCAUUCAACUGAAAUAGACAGAGUUUUUUAAUGGACAGCUGGUUAAAAUGUGUUUCAGUUUCCAGUAGAUCCUCUGUCAGUCGCACUUUAUGGACGGUACUUAAACACCUUCUCGUCUGCUGUUUUGUUGAUGUUGCAGUUUGUUGUGUGUGCGAUCCCUCCAGUGUCUGUCAUGAUGGCUUUUAUUCACAUUGUCCACAUGAAAAUGGAAACUCUGUGCGCCACGUUUCCUGAGUGUUUGUAUGUUGGUGAUUCUCUUCUACUUCGUGGGCCGUCACAAAGAAAUCAGCAGACCUUCUUUUAUCACAUGAAACAUAAAACUACAUUUACUCUGAAUGGUUUGGCAGAACAAAUGUUGGUGCUUAAACUGCUGUACAGAUGAGGUCAUGUAAACUGUAAUGAUUGUGGUGAUUAUCGAUUGGUCAAUAUUUUGUUGUAUGUAACUGAUAUUGUGAGUCAAACACACUGACUGUGUGGAUGAAAUUAAUCUGUGCUUGAAAUCACUGAACAAGCUUCAAAUACUGAUUUAAUGUGGGGAAAAAACUGAUCAAUAAAGCUGUUGUUUGUC
This is a messenger RNA of Amphiprion ocellaris (clown anemonefish), 3648 nucleotides long. Its product is annotated as tripartite motif-containing protein 16-like. NCBI's taxonomy places the organism in Eukaryota, Metazoa, Chordata, Actinopteri, Pomacentridae. Gene Ontology annotation, molecular function: zinc ion binding; protein binding. The coding region runs from base 1415 to 3097 and encodes 560 amino acids. The record is from RefSeq and is a predicted model, not a curated record. The transcript is spliced from 3 exons.